AGACACAGCGCAUUCAGUGUAGGGAGAAGCAGGGACUCACUAUGAGGGGGAACUUUGUUACUAUGAAACUUAGGAAUAUUUGCAAAAUAUUGUAAAAAUUCUCAAAAUCCCUCGUGAAUCAAUAACCUGCCCCCAGGGUUUAAGGUUUUUAGUUUAGUUUGCCCGGAAAGGGCUUCUACACUCACUAUUCUGACACUUUUUUGAAAGAAUGUGUGAGACAGACAGUUAGCCAGCUAGCUAGCUAGCUGAGAGGUGAUACAGGCGGCAGGAGAACAAAAGAUUUUUUUGCGUUUUGGCCGGUUGUACUGACACCAAGUCCAUGCAGAACGUGUCAUUACCAUCACAAUGCCCGUUUUACUUUUUCUGAUAGACACGUCCGCUUCAAUGAACCAGCGCACCCAUCUGGGCACUACCUAUCUGGACAUAGCAAAAGGCGCUGUUGAGACUUUUAUGAAGCUCAGAGGGAGAGAUCCGGCGAGCCGAGGGGACCGGUAUAUGUUGGUAAAUUUUGAAGACGUUCCGUACGGGAUAAAGGCUGGAUGGAAAGAGAGCCAUGCCACUUUCAUGACAGAGCUGAGGAACCUCCAAGCAACCGGACUGACAACUAUCGGCCAGUCCUUGAGGACCGCUUUUGAUUUACUCAAUCUCAAUAGAUUAGUGACUGGGAUAGACAACUAUGGACAGGGAAGGAAUCCCUUUUUCCUCGAACCCGCCAUCAUAAUCGCCAUCAGUGAUGGCAACAAGCUGACCAGCAGCGGCGGAGUCCAAGACGAGCUCCAUUUGCCCCUUACCACCCCACUGCCGGGUAGCGAGCUCACCAAGGAGCCUUUCCGCUGGGACCAGCGUCUGUUCGCUCUGGUGCUGCGCAUCCCCGGCAGCGCUUCAGUCGAGCCCGAACCCCUCGGUGGCGUCCCACCAGAUGAUUCUCCAAUCACCCCCAUGUGUGAGGUCACCGGAGGACGUUCCUACAGUGUAUUCUCCCAGCGUAUGUUGAAUCAGUGUCUGGAGUCUCUGGUGCAGAAAAUCCAGAGUGGAGUAGUGAUAAACUUUGAGAAGACCGGCCCCGACCCUCCUCCUUUAGAGGAUGCUCCACCCGAGACACUGAAGUCUGGCAUACAGCCUUGGCAUUGCUGUCACAAGCUGAUCUACGUACGACCCAACCCUAAAACCGGUGUGCCUAUUGGUCAUUGGCCCAUCCCUGAGGCCUUUUGGCCGGACCAAAAUUCUCCAACGCUCCCCCCGCGUUCAGCCCACCCCCAUGUUCGUUUCUCCUGUCUGGACGCAGAGCCAAUGGUGAUAGACAAGGUGCCCUUUGACAAGUAUGAGCUGGAGCCUUCGCCCCUCACCCAGUAUAUACUGGAGAGGAAGUCCCCGCACACCUGCUGGCAGGUGUUUGUAUGUAACAGUGCCAAGUACAGUGACCUGGGCCAACCGUUUGGCUACCUGAAGGCCAGCACAGCUCUGAACUGUGUCAACCUGUUUGUGAUGCCCUACAAUUACCCCGUGCUUCUGCCACUUCUGGACGACUUGAUCAAAGUGCACAAGUUCAAGCCUACCAUCAAAUGGCGGCAGUCCUUUGAGAACUACCUGAAGACCAUGCCUCCCUAUUACAUCGGGUCCCUGAGGAAAGCAUUGAGAAUCAUGGGAGCUCCAAACCUGCUGGCCGACAACAUGGAGUAUGGCCUUAGCUACAGCGUGGUCUCCUACCUGAAGAAGCUCAGCCAACAGUCAAAAAUCGAGUAUGACCGCCUGAUCGCCUUGAUUGGUAAGAAGCCCCCUCCAGAGGCUGGCAUCAAGGUGCGUUGGCGGGGGGGAGGUCUGUCUCUGGCCCAGCGCAGGGAUUUCAUCCAGCAGCUGCAGAGCCUCACAGGAGAGGCUCCGUCUCUUCCCAUGGAGCUCAACCCCAAAGAGUUCCAGGGAUUUCAUCUGGCACUGCUCAACAAGGGCCUGAAGCCGCAGAGUUUCAGGAAUCCCUAUGACAUCCCUCGCAGCCACCUGCUGGACCAGCUCACUCGUAUGAGGAGAAACCUGCUUAAGACCAGUGUCUGUAAUCUCAGAGGGCAGGACUCGGACCAGCUCCACAGCGUGCCAAUAGCCCAGAUGGGCAACUACCAAGACUUCCUCAAAGCUGCUCCUCAGCCUCUUCGAGAUGCAGACCCUGAGCAGCCUAAACGUCUGCACACAUUCGGCAACCCCUUCAAACUAGACAAGAAGGGCAUGAUGAUCGACGAGGCGGAUGAGUUUGUGACAGGCCCUCAGAACAAGGGGAAGAGACCAGGAGAUAGCAACAACAUGCCAGGCGGCGGGCCCAAGAGACGUCGCUGCAUGUCGCCCCUGCUGCGUCUGGGCAGGGCCUACACCCCUCCAGUAACACCCCCUGCCAGCCCUCGACCAAGUGCAGACAUGGACAUGAGUGAUGGAGCACCUGAACCAGACCUGAUCAUCAACCACCUGAAUCAGAACCACUACUCCUCAGACAGGAGCUCGGACUCAGAAGCAGAUCAUCUCUCGGGGCCCGCCGACCACCAGGAGAACCACAUGGCCUCGGACCCCCAUGACCUCAUUCACAGGGAAGAGGGGGAGAACGGGCGACAUCAGGUGGGCGAGCUGCCGCCGGGCUGCGAGGGAGGAGCAGAGAUGAUGCUGUUGGAGGAGCAGCCUCAGCGCUACCUGUCACCUGCAGCUCUGAAGAAGCACAUUCUCACUGAGACGACGAAGGUCAACAACGAGCUGAGGGCGCUCAUCACCAAGGAGAUCAGAAAACCUGGAAGACACUACGAGAAGAUCUUCCUCCUCUUGAAGCAGAUCCAGGGCACUCUGGACACCCGACUCAUCUUCCUCCAAAACAUCAUCAAAGAGGCGGCCAGGUUCAAGAAGCGUGUUCUCAUCGAGCAGCUGGAGAACUUCCUCGAAGAGAUCCACAGCAGAUCCAAUAACAUGAACCACGUGGACACACUCUGAGACCGGCUCAUUCCCCAACUGAACUUACAGAUAACGAAUGCACAACCCUCCACAUCCUUCUGAAAAGCCCUUCCUGUACCGGGGCCCCUCCUGCGGAGACGAGAUUGCAUCCAGCCCUUGAACGUUCACCUCCUCAGUGGCCGCUCUUCAUUUUCUCAGCACUGUGGAUGGUCUUGUUGUUUUGCACACGGCGCGUGCAUUUUCCAGAAAUCCAAAAGAGAGAGGACGGAAGCAUUUUAUCAUUGCUAUGAGUUUGCAAACACAAUAAGGUCUUUGGCCUGUAGAACACUUGAGCACAGUUAUUUUUUGAUCUGUGAACCCGUCCUGAGGCAGUCCUGUGGAGGACUUUUUCUGGAGAGGAACUGAUUGCAGCCUGCACCUGGAUGUUGUGUUCAGUCAUGUUUUGAAUGUGAUGAUGUGAUGGACCAGCAAUGUAGAAGAAUGCCAGGUCCUGUGUGUGUGUGCGUGCGUGUGUGUGUGUGUGUGUGUGCACGUGUGGCUGUGGCUGCGGCUGCGUGCGCGUUUUCAGCCAACUCAGGGUCAAACGGGAUACAGCAGAGAUGCUCAUGAAAUUCUGCCCUCAUGCCCUUUCAUUCACUUUUCUUUCUGUCUUAUUAAGUUUUCUUCUUUUUUUGGCAUUUUGUCAUGUGGGAGGAUGAGAGUCAGAUGUUUUGUUGCAACUGAAAUUUACUUUCUGCACUCCAAUAAGUGAAGCACUCCACUGCUGUGCUCUUAAAAUGGACCUGGCUUGAGUAUUGAAUUUGUCAACUUGUGGUUCAAUUUGAAUCUUGAAUCUGUCUACUCGUGGUUUACCUCCAAGAAUGACAAUUAAUAUUAUUGAGUAGUAACUUAAGAAUGAAUCAUUUUUGUUCUCCCUGGGGAGAACAAAACUGAUCCACAGUUUUCAUUAUACCUGAAGAUAAAACUUAAAAAGUCUGUGUCUUGUGCAAUGCAGGUUUUCAGAGAGAGCAACACAAAAUGAAAUCAUUCUGAAUGAUGCAGCAUCAUUGGAUACAAAUGUUGAAAUACAGGGACAAAAAGCUCAGGAACUAACACUAAUGCAUCAUAUUCAGCAAUAACAUUGGAGAUACUUUAACACCCCCCUCCAUUUUAAUCUUCAUUUUAGCCUGAAACAGCUGAUAUGCAACACUGACGUGUUGAUGAACUGAGGGUUCGGAUGCCAGCUUGUCUCAACGUGCUGGUUGCUGCCAAAUAACUUAACCCGCCCCUUAAACUCCUUGCUGCCAUGAAUCUCAAACCAACUCCUUGUCACUUAACCGUGAAUGCACUUGUGUAAAUUUGAGAAUGUUUAUUUAAUGUAAUUUAAAAGAAACAAAUCACCUUUGUUGCAGAAUUUUGUUUUCCAGCAAUCUUAUUUUUGUCAGGCCUGUUCAAUUUUCUCAAAUGUACACAAAUAAUCUGAAUUAAGGUCUAUAGGUCAAGAGUUGAUUUCUGAUUCAGAGGGCAACCCUCUUCUGUUCCCUCCCUCCUUGGACAGGGACCAAAAUCUGCCAUACUUACCUUUGUUUGUGAAGAGGCCGCUACCAAAAGAGUAUUUUGAAUACACUGUAAAGAUGUAAAUAACCCUAGAGUACUAUUUAAAGACAUUGUUCAGUGGAAAACGGCCUUUUUGUAAGUAUUUCAUGAAUAAAGUUUCUAUUUUACACUGUGAAGGGCCAUGUAAAUAAAGUGUUGUG
Molecule: messenger RNA, 4658 nt
Organism: Scatophagus argus
Lineage: Eukaryota; Metazoa; Chordata; Actinopteri; Scatophagidae
Gene: ints6
Product: integrator complex subunit 6
Exons: 18
Coding region: 346-2961 (871 amino acids)
Biological process (GO): snRNA 3'-end processing
Cellular component (GO): integrator complex
Source: RefSeq, a predicted model, not a curated record